UCCACUCAGCAGCGUGACUUCCCAUUUCAGGCGUGCAGACAGAGUAUGUUCUGUAUGCUCUCCACGUAUCCUGCGCUGUGCAGAACGUCUCUGCAGCGCUGCCACCAUGGACUCCAAACACGACUUCCACCGAAACAUAACUUUUAGUGCCGUGCGUAUCUAAUGUGCGCCGGCUGGACGAAGAAGACGACGAGAGUGAGAGAGAGGAGCAGCUAGCGAUCUCGACUGAAAAGCUGAAGGACUUCUCUGGAGCGACUGGAUCUAGACCAGCCUGACACCACCGCUGCUGUUUUCCGGAUCCCGUUUGGGGUUUGGUCGCCUGCUGGCUUAAAAGUGCAACUUAAAAUUUACAUCACUAUGGAAACGGUCAUCAGCAACCCCGGCGCGUACAACCAGUCGGCGGUUUUCACCUCAGUCUUCAACGCUAGCUGUCGCUUUAAUGAGGAGUUCAAAUACAUCCUGCUGCCCGUGUCCUACAGUCUGGUGUUUGUGGUCGGCUUCGUGCUCAACGCUACGGCUUUGUGGUUGUUCCUUAAGAUGCGUCCGUGGAAGCCCAGUACCGUGUUCAUGUUCCACCUCGCCCUGUCCGACUUCCUGUACGUCCUCUCCCUGCCCACCCUCAUCUACUACUACGCCAACCGCAGUCACUGGCCUUUUGGAGUGGCCAUCUGCAAAAUGGUGCGCUUCCUCUUCUAUGCCAACCUCUACUGCAGCAUCCUCUUACUCACCUGCAUCAGCGUGCACCGUUACCUGGGCAUCUGCCACCCACUCAAAACACUGACCCUGGUGAAGUCCCGCCAUGCCCACCUGGUGUGCGGCAUGGUGUGGGCUGUGGUGAGCGUGUGCCUGGUGCCCAACCUCAUCUUUGUCACCACCUCCACGAGGGACAAUGACACCCUGUGCCAUGACACAACCAACCAGGAGGCCUUUAAGGAGUAUGUGGACUACAGCUCUGUCAUCAUGGUGCUCCUAUUUGGCAUCCCGUUCCUGGUCAUUGUGGUGUGUUACUGCUUGAUGGCGCGGGCCCUGUGCCGACCCAGACAGGGAAUUUCUGAAAGCCAGCAAGGCGCCGCCUCACGUCAGAAGUCCAUCAAGCUCAUCAUCGUGGUGUUGGUGGUGUUUGCUGUGAGCUUCGUUCCAUUUCACAUCACACGGACGCUCUACUACACCUCCCGUGUUUUAGAUCUUAACUGUAAAUUUCUCAACAUUGUCAACUUUACUUACAAAAUCACCCGGCCGCUGGCGAGCAUCAACAGCUGCAUUGACCCAAUUCUGUAUUUCCUGGCUGGGGAUCACUACAGAGCCAAAAUGAUGUCUUUUCUGACGGGAAAAAGACAGACGACAUACAGCCAAACACCUGAACAGGCACACACACAGCCGAACAAUAACCAUGGCAUCGCUCUGGUCUACAAGAACCCUGAAAGCCAGUGAAAGAUUCUGAGAGAUAGUGGGAAAUCUAUUGGAGAAAUCUGAAGUUUUAAACAUGUAUUUCUGCUCCAGGCUUAGCUAACAUUUCUAAUGGCACAUGCAGAAGCACCUGUUUAUAUUUCCUUUUUUGCACUGAGAGGUUUGGUAGAGAAUCAGUUUACUGUAACAUUUACUUACAGUAUUUGCAUUCACUCCAUCCAACUUACGUAAUGCCUGUGUUCAACAGGCAUAAAGGCCAUGUUUCAAUUCCCCUCAUUUUCUUGAGGUUCUUGUGUUUGUAAAAUGAAGUUCAAGUGGGAAAGAGUCUGUACCCAGUCUCCUACCACAAAGGGAUUAUUACACCAAACUCAAGUUAUAAAAGACAGUAUUUACGCUACUGUAUACUGUCCUGCUGUGUGGGGAAAAUUGUGCUAUGCAGAAGAAACGUUUUACUUUCAAAUUAUGGGAACAGAAACUGACACUGGCGGUCACAGGUGGAUUAUUAAUAAUAACAAAAAACUUUAUUUUUAUAGCACCUUUGAAAACACAGUUGCAAAGUGCUUUAACAGAACACAUUUAAAACACAAAGAGAAUAAGACAAACUAAACCCCCAAAAAACUAAACACAUAAGACACACACUAAAAUGUCAUAAAACAUCAGUGAAAUCGCUGAAAAACUAUUUUAAAAAAUGGGUUUUUAAAGGAAAAAAACAAAAUAAAAAAUGGGACAGAGUUCACAGCCCUGAUCUCCUCAGGCAGGUGUUCAUAAGCAAUAAGUUAGUCAGUGAAUUGUUGUCAUCAAUCGGUCACUCACUGAUCUAAAUAUUAAAGUUCAUUAUCUGACCAAAUAUGACAGAUAGCCUGGCCAUUUUCUCAAAAAUUAGGCAGUUAUGAUGCAAUCCUUCCUGUAGUAUCAACAAUAUCUAUGUGUUACCCAGAAACCUCAGCUACAGCCUGCUCAUGAUCCCAGCUGUUUUUAUCCUUUAACUUUCACAGCUGUCUUUUGCUCAACUGUGGAGAAAAGCAAAGAGACAACUCAGGACAAGAACCACCCACGCCUCAUUAGAGGGAUAAGGGAUUUUCCUUUUUACCCUUUUACCUUUGGGAUUGAUACGUGGAAUUGAAAGCCCCUUUUUCUUACAGUAGUUUAGGCUGAACUCCUUGAUGGUUUUGCAACAUGUGAGAGCAGUUACAGAGCAUUGGUCCCUCCAUCCUUGUUUUUAAUGUUGACAUAUGAACCAAUACUGUAGGAGCAGAUGUAUUCAUACAGCUCUGCAUCACACGGUGUUCUCUUGAUAUUAAGUAUGAGCACUAUCUUCGAAGAUGUUUCUGUAAUAACUGUAAAUAAAUAGUUUGAUAUGUAUCAUAAAGUGGUACAUCACGAGUGACUGAUGUUUACUGUAUGUCACGUAUCAUGAGCUGAUUAUGCAAUGACUCUUUCCUGUCUGGUCAGUGUGAAAUCACUUAAAAUAUAAUUAAGCUCUAAUUUCUUCUUCUUUCAACUCUCCCUCGUGAAAAGAGCAAUGUUAAGUGAUCUAUGAAUUCAGAGGAAGCACAUGAAGUUUGCUAUUUGUGUAAACCAUACAACUCAUGUGUUUAGCCAGACUGAAACUAACUCCACUUUCUGUUACCUAGAUAGAUACAGUACAGUUGAUGUUUAGGGAGUGAAAGCAGAGUGCGUGAUCUUUCAUGUUAGCAUCUCCAUAUAUCAUUCCACGGCAAGAGAACUAUGAAGGCUCUUUUUUGGAUAAGGGCGCUGGCUAAAAUAAAACCCACUAUAUCGAUGAUGACAGUGAACAAGAUAAAGAUUUCCCCCCUAAAGUCACUUUAAUGUUAAAAACCUACAGUAUUUCCACACUGUGACAUCAUCUAAUGUGAUUUUAUAUUAGUUUGUUCCAGUGCAUAAUUGCAGUCCACACAACAUGAGUUACAAUGACCAACCCAUGAAAAGUUGAAGAGAUUAAACGUAAUGCCAUUGCAAAUACUAUGAAUAAAUAAAACUAUGAUUGCGUAUUUCCUUAAGGUGUAACUCAAGGCCAGAAUUCACCUAAACUAUGUCAUUGUAACAGUUCAUUGUUUGAGAACAUGACCAACUUUUUUUCUCCCAUCUUUAGAAACCAAUAAAAUAAUAACAGAUUGCAGUAGGACCCAGUAGCCUGAAGGCUAAUAACAAUAAUUACAGUCUAAAUGGCAAUACCAUUUAGAAAUAUGACUCCAUGUUGUCUGUAAUUUACAAACAAUGGAUGAUCACAAACAUAUAAGCAGCACUGUCAGUCACUCUGAGUUGUUAUGCUUUUUCUCAAAACUUCAGUUCAUGACAGACUGCAUCGGAUAACUCUUUACAUGUUAACAUUUGCCAGCAGACCUACAAACAGUUCCUUUCACCAGCAUCUUCAUCUUCAUGUCCCCACCAACUAUUAGCAUGUAAAACAGAUACAUGAUUCAAAGCUCUGCUAAUUUGACACAUUAUCGAAUUGGUAAUAAUGAAAAUGAAUCUAAUGAAGGUUUCAAACUGUUCUGUCAUUCUGUGCACUUUUCAACAGUUUACCUCAAUGUGAUGUAAGCUCAUGAGCGCCCCCCUGUGGUCUCAUGGCGACAGGAAGUUGCAACUUGCACUCAGUCAGGAGAGCUCAACUUGUCAGAUGGGUGUCUCUCCAGUAAGUCAGAAUACUUUAAGCGGGAACAUUUCAAAAAAAUGUGGAAAGAAAUACUGUAAAAGUGCUAUUUGGGUAUUUUGGCCCUCAGCGCUGUCUAACAGACAAAAAAUGAGGCCAGAGCAAGGUAUACGCUACAGAAACACGGUAAGAUGGUCAGGAACCAUUCAACCUGCAAAACUGCUGAGAAAAUGCUGGUAGUCACGUGUUUCACAUUAAAACCUUAACCUGGAAACACAAAGCAUGGGCUCCAUUGACCUGGGCCGGGUUGCAACUCUGGAAGCAAACUUUCAUGUUAAAACACACGUAUGUUGUGUCUGAUAUAGGCCUAUACAUAUCUGAAUCAGGUUCUGUGUGCAAGUUGCACUUGUAGAGGUAGGUGUCAGUACAGUGCAGACAAGGAUUAAAAUGGAAGACAAACCUAAUUAAAAUGACAGAAAAGCAGAUCAUUAUUUAAUAGACCAUUGUAUAUUUUGUUGGUUAUUUACAGUAUAACUCGUGUGUUCUGUUUUUUGCAUACAUUGUGUAAAGAAGAUGUUGAAGGAUCAUUCUGGGGCAAAGUACAUCCUUUCAGUUUGUAUUGUUCACCUCCUCCCUCUGCCCUUGAUGUGCUGAUGUCAGAAAAGUUGUCUCGUCUUGAAAUUCUCCUUUGUCCUCUACAGUAGAGCAGUUGGAUUACAUGUAAUAGAAUUGAGCUAAAUUACGUAUUUUAGGGAUUUUUCGUGUUUUUCUGGUUGCUGCUAUGCUGAAUGACAUGCCCCUCUCUGAGUUCAGAGAAAUCUCCCUCUGUUGGGUUCAUGAAACAGUUUAAUAACAAUAUAAACUGAAGAUGCAUGACCAUCAGCCUAAAAAGAGAAGCUGAUUUUCUUAGUUUACAGUAACAUUGGUGAGCUACUUUUCUUCCCUCUUGCCUCUAUAACAGAUUUAGACAUCUUUGUCUCAAUCAUGCUGUCGGCUUACUUUACGUGUCUGGUUGCCCUUUAGAAGGCAGGUUUCAUUACAUUAAAUUAUAAUAAGGUCAUGCUGAUGAGAUAUGUUGGUGACUUGUCCCCUCUAUGUGAGACUGUCUGGAGUUGUGAACACAAUUGUGUGCGUUGUAUGGUCAGAUUAGACAUUGCUUUAUGAAUGUAAAUAAACUAAUUGUUCUCUUGAAA
This is a messenger RNA of Perca fluviatilis (European perch), 5214 nucleotides long. RefSeq names its product pyrimidinergic receptor P2Y4 (gene p2ry4). Gene Ontology annotation, biological process: G protein-coupled receptor signaling pathway. The transcript has 2 exons. NCBI's taxonomy places the organism in Eukaryota, Metazoa, Chordata, Actinopteri, Perciformes, Percidae. The coding region runs from base 358 to 1431 and encodes 357 amino acids. Gene Ontology annotation, molecular function: G protein-coupled UTP receptor activity. Gene Ontology annotation, cellular component: plasma membrane. The record is from RefSeq and is a predicted model, not a curated record.